This is a messenger RNA of Hypanus sabinus (Atlantic stingray), 1886 nucleotides long. RefSeq lists its product as uncharacterized. The transcript has 6 exons. Lineage: Eukaryota; Metazoa; Chordata; Chondrichthyes; Myliobatiformes; Dasyatidae. The coding region runs from base 368 to 1084 and encodes 238 amino acids. The record is from RefSeq and is a predicted model, not a curated record.
GUAAGAUCUGUAUGGAAAGUCCAGACAGAAACUACUUGCGACGGCGAGGGAAGGUUCACACAUUCUCUGUAAUUCUGUCUGUGUUUGCUGCAUUUGUCCUAGUCCCAUCUCCUCCCGCUGACCGACUUGUACCAGACCGGUGAGGAGCUGUGCAACCAGAACUGCGGACUGCCUCAUUAACCCCGGAUCAUCCGGACCUGUCUAUCUGUAAUCAGCGACUGACUCUCCAUAACCGAAUAGUCCUGGGAGCAGCAGCACCGGCUGAAUUCUCGGUGCAUGGUCGGCACAUUUGUCAUCCAGACAGCACUGAACUCCGACUGGUUUCAACAUCAGAGAGCAUCAGAAACUGAUCACACCUGUCCUCAAAAUGAGUCAAGCUCCGAGCAGUGGAGGCGAUCCAGUGACGUCACCAUCGGGAAAGGACACGGUCCCGUGCUCAGUGAUCACCGAGCUCCUGGCAAGCUGGGACGAUUUCCAGCUGCUGCAGUUGACGGACUUCUACCGGGACGGGCUGGAGCAGGCGAUGGAAGGAGGGGUGCACGGAGUGAGCCUGGCGUUAACGGCCGAGAAUCAGUUCAGUGGAGAGGAACAUCGGAAAAUCUCUGAUCUCGCUGAUAAGGGAGAGCGGGCGGACAGUUCUAAACUCCUCCUGAGCCUGGUGAUGGAGAAAGGCUCCCGUGCCCAGAGGGUGAUGUGGGAAACCUUUGUGAAAAUGCGGAUUGGUGUCCCAAAUUUGGACAAAAUACUGAAGGAAAUACAGAUAUAUGGUUGUGAUCCCUCCCAUCGACCAAAUCCCGGUCAACUUUUACAAGAGGUUCUCAGUGAGCUGAAAGGGCAAUGUGUUCCAGGCAACCACGACUCUCUGAUUAUCCCUGACAUCCCCAUUCAUUCUGCACACUCUCAACUUCAAAGUAUUCCCUCUGGUAUUAGACAUUUCAACCGCGACAAACCAAUUCUCUCUGUCUACUCUAUCUAUGCCUCCCAUUAUGUUGUCAACCUGUGUCUGAGCUUCCCUCAGCCUCUGAUGAUCCAGGGAAAACAAACUAAUUUUAUCCUGCCUCUCAUGAUAGCACAUGCCCUCUGAACCAGGCAGUAUCCUGGUAAACCACUUCUGCUCCCUCUCUAAAGCCUCACAAUCCCUCCGGUAGUGGGGUGAUCAGAGCGUUACGCACUGGUCCAGACAAGGCCGAAGCAGAGUUCAUCAAGUUGAAACUUGACCUCUGUUUCCACCAGCGGUUGUAAUUUGGGCAGGGCCUCUAAGUUGUUCCGCCAUGCGGAUCUGACCAUGUAAAUGUUGGCACUGUGACAGGGAGCACAGGGAGACACAGGGAAACGUGUUUGGUAUAGGGAGAGUUUUUAAAGGACAUUUGAGCAAAGGGACAGAGAUCUGCCGAGUUUGAGGAAAGUGGUCAGACCGCUCUGGGGCCUGCAAAUACAGAUCUCUCCACCGGAGUCUGAGUGGAGAAGGGGAUGAUCUGGAGAAAGGAAAAAAACAAAAACAACUUAUAUUUCCUCACACCAAAAAGUCAAAACCUUCCCUUGUCAGCCAGUGCCCCCUCCUGAACAGCCUCACCCUUAACCAGUUUCUAAAAUCCCCCGGUUCCUGCAGAUUAUCGUUUCUUAGAGUUGGGCGUCACUGAAGUUCCAGUCACAGAAUAGUAAUAAUAGCAUCACUUUAAUUAGAAAACCGGGUAACAUCCCAACUGGUCUGUUCAACCACAGAGUAGCAUAUGAACACACUGUGUUCACAUAUACACUCCCUAGUACAAUCACUGCUACAGUAUUACAGAGGGUGAGACUGGGGGACAUAUUCCUCAGCUCAGUCCACAGAAGCUGAAAUUCCUGUCUGCCUGUGUUGUGUGAUGGACACUGUGGGAGGGUGAGAG